This is a messenger RNA of Epithele typhae, 456 nucleotides long. RefSeq names its product nucleoside diphosphate kinase. Gene Ontology annotation, biological process: GTP biosynthetic process; CTP biosynthetic process; UTP biosynthetic process. The transcript is spliced from 5 exons. Bases 1 to 456 code for a protein of 151 amino acids. Gene Ontology annotation, molecular function: nucleoside diphosphate kinase activity. Lineage: Eukaryota; Fungi; Basidiomycota; Agaricomycetes; Polyporales; Epitheliaceae. The record is from RefSeq and is a predicted model, not a curated record.
AUGUCUGUCUCCGAGCGCACCUACAUCAUGGUCAAGCCCGACGGUGUCCAGCGCGGCAUCGUUGGCAACAUCAUCGGCCGCUUCGAGCAGCGCGGCUUCAAGCUGGUCGCUAUGAAGCUCGUCCACGCCACCCCCAAGCACCUCGAACAGCACUACGCUGACCUCAACGGCAAGCCCUUCUUCCCCGGCCUCAUCAAGUACAUGGCCUCCGGCCCCGUCGUCGCCAUGGUCUGGGAGGGCCUUGACGCUGUCAAGACCGGCCGUGCCAUGCUCGGCGCGACCAACCCGCUCGCGUCUGCUCCUGGCACCAUCCGUGGUGACUUUGCCCUCGCUGUCGGCCGCAACAUCUGCCACGGCUCCGACUCCGUCGAGAACGCCGAGAAGGAGAUUACUCUCUGGUUCCCCGAGGGUACUAUUCAGUACACCAACGACAUGGCCAAGUGGAUCUUUGAGUAG